AUGGCCAUCUUCGUCGCUGACCUUAGAUCAAACUCACUGACCACGACAAUGCUCUCUUCCCCGUCUCCCUUGCCCCAGCGAUCCUCUCCCUCAGCGCCUCCUUCGGCGUCACUGUUGCCGGCGAAGCCACGGCCGGCGCCGACAACGACAUCCCUCACGGGCUUCUUCUCGAUCGAGGCUUCCUAUCGCCGAUCCCUUGAGCUUCCCAUCACCGACAAGCUCGAAGCCCUUCGCGAAGAGAACGCUAAGCUCCACAUCGUUAAGAACGACUUCACCAAACUCCUCUCCAAAAUCCCCAUCACUGUAGGUACACCUCAAUUCAUGCCUCCGAUUUCAACUUUGCCCUUAUCUUACAUCUCAUUCUUGAAGAAGCUGAGGAAGCUGGUGGCCGCCCAAACGGGAAUGAGGGCAGACAAAAUCCACAUCCAAAAGUGUUACAACAUCUACAAGGACCAUAUCACUCUCAAGGACUACGAGAUUCAUGACGACAUGGGCCUCAAGCUCUACUACAAUUGA
Dioscorea cayenensis subsp. rotundata (Guinea yam) is the source of this 516-nucleotide messenger RNA. RefSeq lists its product as uncharacterized. The coding region runs from base 1 to 516 and encodes 171 amino acids. Gene Ontology annotation, biological process: protein modification process; mRNA splicing, via spliceosome. The transcript has 2 exons. Lineage: Eukaryota; Viridiplantae; Streptophyta; Magnoliopsida; Dioscoreales; Dioscoreaceae. Gene Ontology annotation, molecular function: protein tag activity. The record is from RefSeq and is a predicted model, not a curated record. Gene Ontology annotation, cellular component: nucleus; cytoplasm.